Salmo salar (Atlantic salmon) is the source of this 2765-nucleotide messenger RNA. Its product is annotated as forkhead box protein B1-like. NCBI's taxonomy places the organism in Eukaryota, Metazoa, Chordata, Actinopteri, Salmoniformes, Salmonidae. The record is from RefSeq and is a predicted model, not a curated record. Gene Ontology annotation, molecular function: RNA polymerase II cis-regulatory region sequence-specific DNA binding; DNA-binding transcription factor activity, RNA polymerase II-specific. Gene Ontology annotation, biological process: anatomical structure morphogenesis; regulation of transcription by RNA polymerase II; cell differentiation.
AUCACAACCCACAGUGAUAAUGGCAGCCAAUUUCCAUGUCAAACAUCCCAUAGCUCAGUAGCUCUAAUUGUAGUGUGAAUUGACGACUUUAAGCCCACUGAGGGAAAGGUUAGAGAAUACCUCCACUCUGUUAGCUACCUAGUGCCAUCACGGUUCAAUUCAGGGGCCUGAGCCUUUUUACCCUUUGUACUAUCUUCAGAUGGAAAAAGAUUUCUGUUGGCCCAAGGUGUCUAUUGGCCCAUUUAUUGCGUGUAAACACGCUCCUCCGUGAGUGAUUGUGAUGUGAUAUGAGGUGUCACAUUAGAGGAGCUGUUCUGGAUGGGUGGGGGGGGUCCAGCUGCUGUAACCACCACCCACUACUAUCACACGGCAGUGAGAGGAGGACAUGGAAGUGUAGCUGCUACUUAGCUCAUCAGGACGGGAUGAGAAGGAGAGAUCACAUCCGUUCCAUUCAGUUUAACACGGAGAGAAAAGUUGUCUGCUACUUUACUAAAGUCAAAGACCACAGCUCACAGCUCUGCCAAGACAACCAGACUGACUUUCCCAGGAAGAGAGAGAGAGCUGCAGCACAGAGUUCUGGAGAAUGGAUCGAUAUACCGCAACUUUCAAACGUUAAACUCUACUCCUGUGUUUUUCAUUUUAUACACGCAGAAUAUGUAUUUUCAUGCAGAGUGCUGAGAAGUGUUCACCACCGAGCCAAACUAAGCGCAACGAGUUAUUUGAAGUUUGGUGAAAUAACACUGUCGGCAAUGCCGCGACCAGGGAGGAAUACGUACAGCGACCAGAAACCUCCCUAUUCCUACAUCUCCCUCACCGCCAUGGCCAUCCAGUCCUGCCCGGAGAAGAUGCUCCCUCUCAGCGAGAUCUACAAGUUCAUCAUGGACAGGUUCCCUUAUUACAGAGAGAACACCCAGCGGUGGCAGAACUCCUUACGACACAACCUGUCCUUCAACGACUGUUUCAUCAAGAUCCCGCGGCGUCCGGACCAGCCCGGGAAGGGUAGUUUCUGGGCUCUGCACCCCAGCUGCGGGGACAUGUUCGAGAACGGGAGCUUCUUGCGGCGCCGUAAACGGUUCAAAGUGAUGAUGAUGAUGGCGGCGCAGGAGCACCUGGCUCAGUCCAAGCUGUCUGACGCGGCCCAUUACCUCCAACAACAGGCUAAGCUCAGGCUUAGCGCCCUGGCUGCCACCAGCACACACCUCCCUCAGGUCUCCAGCUCUAACGUGGGAGUGUCACAGCCAUCAACUUUUAAACAUCCAUUUACUAUAGAGAACAUCAUCGCCAGAGAGUAUAAGGUGCCUGGGAGUCAGUCUAUGUCUGCAGGCUACCCGUUGCACAACCAGCUGACUGCGGCCUGGCCUCACAUGUACAACACUAUGGUGGACUCUGUUUCUCCUAUCUCAAUGAGCGGUGACUAUGGGGCCUUCGGCAUGCCCCUUAAAUCAAUGUGUCACGAAGGACAGACCCUCCCGGCCAUCCCAGUGCCCAUCAAACCCACCCCGACCCCGGUGACUCUCCCUGGGGGGCCGACGCCCCACAUCCCCGCCUUCCUCUCCAACUCUUACCGGUCUCUGAGCCCCAUGUCCCCGCAGGCAGCCACCACUCCCAGGGAGACUCACACCAACCCCACAGUGCAGUCCGUGGUGGUGCAUUGACCUCCAGAGCUAUACGGAACUCUUUAUGAAUGAGACCAGCAGGUUCAGACCAAUUCCUUAGUUUAAUUGUGACUCUUGUUUCCGUGUAGCAGCGUAGAGCCUACAUUGUGUAUUUGCUUUGAAUGCUCAUUGUCUUAUAACAUGGGUCCAAUAGAGAUAUAGGGAAAUAUCGCUCUUCAGCUUAUAAAGUAUCUGUGUUUACAGUUUUGUACGAGUUGUAACGGAGUGAGGCACUGCAAACAGAGUCUCAGUCAGAAGAAUGAGAGAGAUACUUCCUUUUCUUAAAAAAACAAACAUUAUUUCAUUUGUAUCUGGACUUCCAAUACUUUAAUUGCACCUGACACCCUAUGGUUACAUUGGGUAGGUCAUGGCAGACUUUUUUACUGCAUUAUUGCAGUUAUUAUCGAGGACCUCGAAGUUAAUUAUAGGGAUUAUAACUGAACAAUGCAAAGCCCUCUGAACUACAAUCUGACUCGUUAGACAACGACAUAUCUGAUGACAACAAACACUUCAUUACAACCCCAACCCACACAAUGUGUGUCGAGCAGAAGAACCUCUGAAUUGAUCUAUUGUUUUUAACACAUUGUUAUUUUUGAUACUGGAUUGGUGGUUUCUGUGCGAAUAACAAAUAUGUAUUAGAUUUGUUUUUAACCAUCUCUGUAAAAAACACUGACAGAAUUAUUAAACUUUUUUCAAUCUUAAGAAAUAGUAACGUUAAGGGAGGUAUAGGGUUUUAGGGUCCUUGCUAAACGCAAAAUAAAUAUGCGAAUAAAUGUGAAUAAUUGCAAAUAUGUUAAUAUGACAAUGUUGUAAAAUGCACUUUUAAGCUGUUCUGUGAAGCGUUUAAUUGAAAGCCCUGUUGACUAGUGGAUUAAAUGCUGUAAAUGUUGAUUUUUCUCUGUUAAAGGGACAGCGUGCUCAACCCUAAACGAUGUGUUUUUCAGACAGCAUGCUCAACCCUAAACGAUGUGUUUUUCAGACAGCAUGCUCAACCCUAAACGAUGUGUUUUUCUGACAGCAUGCGUGCUUUCUAAACAUUUGCAUAUAAUCUGCAUUGAAUUAAAAACAUGGUCAUCGAAAUAUUUUCUCAUUAAAAUGGUGUAAACUUUA